Pieris macdunnoughi is the source of this 231-nucleotide messenger RNA. The record is from the annotation of a GenBank genome assembly. Lineage: Eukaryota; Metazoa; Arthropoda; Insecta; Lepidoptera; Pieridae.
AUGAAGAAAAACAAAGAAAAUAAAACACCCGACUCGAGUAAGGGUAAAAAAGCAAAAUCCAAAAAGAAACCAGAACCAGCUCCGAGACCAAGCAUUCUCGACGUGAUGAGGAAGACGAGUGACUGCGACUGCGAGGUCGUUGCAAGGGCUGUGCGGUCACACGUUCAUAUGAACCUUAGCUUGGCAGAUAAGAGAGUCGAAUUAGGCAAAGACAAACCAGAAGAGACUUAA